Molecule: messenger RNA, 13674 nt
Organism: Chrysochloris asiatica (Cape golden mole)
Lineage: Eukaryota; Metazoa; Chordata; Mammalia; Afrosoricida; Chrysochloridae
Gene: FAT3
Product: FAT atypical cadherin 3
Exons: 25
Coding region: 1-13674 (4557 amino acids)
Biological process (GO): homophilic cell-cell adhesion
Cellular component (GO): catenin complex; plasma membrane
Molecular function (GO): calcium ion binding; cadherin binding
Source: RefSeq, a predicted model, not a curated record
AUGGAUAUAAUUAUGGGUUGCUCUGUGGGCACACGGCCUCCUCCUCCUUGCUUCAUUGUCCUGCUUCUCAAGCUUUUUGCCACUGUCUCCCAUGGGUUGCCAAGGACAGGGCCUCUGGGCUUCCACUUCACACAUUCCAUUUAUAAUGCUACUGUGUAUGAAAACUCGGCAGCAAGGACCUACAUCAAUAGCCAGAGUAGAAUGGGCAUCACUUUGAUAGAUCUGUCCUGGGAUAUCAAAUACAGAAUAGUAUCUGGAGAUGAAGAAGGCUUUUUCAAAGCAGAGGAAGUCAUCAUUGCAGAUUUUUGUUUCCUCCGAAUAAGAACUAAAGGUGGUAAUUCUGCCAUCUUGAAUAGGGAAAUACAAGACAGCUAUUUAUUGAUAGUUAAAGGUUCUGUCAGAGGAGAAGAUUUAGAAGCAUGGACCAAAGUAAAUAUACAGGUUUUGGAUAUGAACGACCUGAGACCUUUGUUUUCACCCACAACAUACUCUGUUACCAUCGCAGAAAGCACACCUUUAAGGACUAGUGUUGCCCAAGUGACAGCAACAGAUGCGGACAUUGGUUCCAAUGGAGAAUUCUACUACUACUUUAAAAACAAAGUUGAUCUUUUUUCAGUUCACCCCACGAGUGGUGUUAUCUCUUUAAGUGGACGCUUGAAUUAUGAUGAAAAGAAUAGGUAUGAUCUGGAAAUUUUGGCUGUGGACCGAGGGAUGAAACUCUAUGGAAACAACGGAGUGAGCAGUACUGCAAAGCUUUAUGUUCACAUUGAACGGAUAAAUGAACAUGCCCCGACGAUCCACGUAGUCACUCAUGUUCCCUUCUCAUUGGAUAAAGAGCCAACAUAUGCUAUCGUGACUGUUGAUGAUCUAGAUGAGGGGGCCAAUGGAGAAAUUGAAUCUGUUUCCAUUGUGGCUGGGGAUCCUCUAGAUCAAUUUCUCCUGGCAAAGGAAGGAAAGUGGCUGAACGAGUACAGGAUUAAGGAGAGAAAGCAGGUUGACUGGCAGAGCUUUCCCUAUGGCUAUAAUCUCACUCUACAAGCAAAAGAUAAGGGGUCACCUCAGAAGUUUUCAGCAGUAAAGGUGGUCCACAUUGCCAACCCUCAAAGAGACAGUAUCCCAGUAAGAUUUGAAAAAGAAGUGUACGAUGUGAGCAUUAGUGAAUUUUCCCCUCCUGGUGUAGUGGUUGCCAUUGUAAAAUUAAAUCCUGAACCGCUAGAUGUGGAAUACAAAUUGUCUCCUGGUCAGGAUGCAGAGUACUUUAAUAUUAAUCCUCGGUCUGGUCUGAUUGUCACAGCACAGCCACUGAAAACCAUUAAGAAGGAGGUUUAUAAACUGGGGGUGACGAAUAAAGAAGGAGAUUUAAAAGCACAAGUCACCAUCGGCAUAGAGGACGCAAACGACCACACUCCAGAAUUCCAGCAGCCAUUGUAUGAUGCUUUCGUGAAUGAAAGUGUUCCUGUUGGAACAAGCGUUCUGACAGUUGCUGCUUCUGAUAAAGAUAAAGGAGAAAAUGGAUACAUCACCUAUAGUAUUGCCAGCCUGAAUAUGCUACCAUUUGCCAUUAACCAGUUUACAGGUGUUAUUAGCACAACUGAAGAAUUGGACUUUGAAUCCUCUCCAGAAAAUUACAGGUUUAUUGUAAGGGCUUCUGACUGGGGUUCGCCAUACCGCCAUGAAAGUGAGGUAAAUGUGAGUAUUCGGAUAGGAAAUGUCAAUGACAAUAGUCCUCUUUUUGAAAAAGUUGCUUGCCAAGGAGUUAUUUCAUAUGACUUUCCAGUUGGGGGUCACAUCACAGCUGUCUCAGCAAUUGAUAUAGAUGAACUUGCACUUGUAAAGUACAAAAUCAUCUCUGGAAAUGAACUUGGCUUCUUUUAUUUAAACCCAGACUCUGGUGUUUUACAGCUUAAAAAGUCACUUAUGACUUCCGGCAUUAAAAAUGGAAAUUUUGGCCUCAGGAUCACAGCAACUGAUGGAGAGAAUUUUGCAGACCCCAUGUCUGUGAACAUUUCAGUCCUACAUGGGAAGGUGUCUUCAAAGAGCUUCAGUUGCAGAGAAACUCGUGUGGCUCAAAAGCUGGCAGAGAAACUGCUCAUUAAGGCAAAAGCGAAUGGGAAACUCAAUCUGGAAGAUGGAUUUCUUGACUUUUAUUCAAUUAAUAGGCAAGGACCACACUUCGACAAGUCUUUUCCUUCUGAUGUGGCUGUGAAGGAAGAUCUACCAGUUGGUGCUAACAUCCUGAAGAUUAAAGCCUAUGAUGCUGACUCUGGCUUUAAUGGGAAGGUGCUAUUUACAAUAUCGGAUGGAAAUACAGACAGUUGCUUUAAUAUUGAUAUGGAGUCUGGGCAACUUAAGGUCCUUAUGCCUAUGGAUCGAGAGCAAACAGACCUCUAUCUCCUUAAUAUUACCAUCUAUGACUUAGGUAAUCCACAAAAGUCUUCAUGGAGGUUGUUGACCAUCAAUGUGGAGGAUGCCAAUGACAAUAAUCCAAUUUUUCUUCAAGACAGUUACUCAGUUAACAUCCUUGAAAGUUCAAGUAUCGGUACUGAGAUUAUUCAAGUGGAAGCCAGAGACAAAGACUUGGGUUCCAAUGGUGAAGUGACUUAUUCAGUCUUGACAGAUACACAGCAGUUUGGCAUCAAUAGCUCAACUGGAAUUGUUUAUGUAGCUGACCAACUGGACCGGGAAUCUAAAUCGAACUACUCUUUAAAAAUAGAAGCCAGGGACAAGUCUGAAAGUGGUCAACAACUGUUCUCCGUUGUCAUUCUUAAGGUGUUUUUGGAUGAUGUCAAUGACUGCUCUCCCGCUUUCAUUCCCAGUAGCUAUAGUGUGAAGGUUCUUGAAGAUCUCCCCAUUGGCACCGUCAUUGCUUGGCUGGAGACCCAUGAUCCAGAUCUUGGAUUGGGAGGUCAGGUGCGCUACUCCUUGGUCAAUGAUUAUAAUGGGAGAUUUGAGAUUGAUAAAGCAAGUGGUGCCAUACGCCUGAGUAAAGAACUUGACUAUGAAAAGCAGCAGUUCUAUAACCUAACGGUUCGAGCCAAGGACAAAGGGCGACCUGUCUCUCUCUCAUCUGUUUCCUUCGUUGAGGUGGAAGUGGUGGAUGUUAAUGAAAACCUCCAUACCCCAUACUUCCCUGACUUCGCUGUUGUUGGAUCUGUAAAAGAAAACUCACGCAUUGGAACAAGUGUGCUGCAGGUGACUGCUCAAGAUGAAGACUCUGGGAGGGAUGGAGAGAUCCAGUACUCCAUCAGGGAUGGCAGUGGUCUUGGAAGGUUUAAUAUAGAUGACGAGAGCGGGGUCAUCACUACUGCAGACAUUCUUGAUCGAGAGACAAUGGGCUCAUACUGGCUGACAGUGUAUGCCACAGACCGGGGUGUAGUUCCACUCUAUUCCACUAUUGAGGUCUUCAUUGAAAUUGAAGAUGUAAAUGACAAUGCCCCACUGACUUCAGAACCUAUUUAUUAUCCUGUUGUGGUGGAAAACUCUCCAAAGGAUGUAUCUGUCAUUCAGAUCCAAGCUGAGGACCCUGACUCCAGCUCCAAUGAAAAACUGACAUACAGGAUUACAAGUGGAAACCCUCAGAAUUUUUUUGCCAUCAAUAUCAAAACUGGUCUGAUUACAACAACUUCAAGGAAAUUGGAUCGAGAACAGCAGGCAGAACAUUUUCUGGAGGUAACUGUGACAGAUGGCGGCUCCUCCCCCAAACAGUCAACAAUUUGGGUGGUGGUUCAGGUGCUGGAUGAAAAUGACAACAAGCCCCAGUUCCCAGAAAAAGUCUACCAGAUCAAGCUGCCAGAACGUGACCGGAAAAAGAGGGGAGAACCCAUUUAUAGGGCUUUUGCCUUUGACAGAGAUGAAGGCCCCAACGCAGAAAUCUCCUACAGCAUCGUGGAUGGGAACGAUGAUGGAAAGUUCUUUAUUGACCCUAAAACUGGCAUGGUUUCUUCCAGAAAGCAAUUUACAGCAGGGAGUUAUGACAUCUUAACGAUAAAAGCGGUGGACAAUGGGCGCCCACAGAAAUCCUCCACGGCCCGCCUCCACAUUGAAUGGAUUAAGAAACCACCCCCUUCACCUAUACCGCUGACCUUCGAUGAACCGUUUUAUAACUUCACAGUCAUGGAAAGCGAUAGAGUAACAGAGAUUGUAGGGGUGGUAUCUGUGCAGCCAGCUAACACCCCUCUGUGGUUUGACAUAGUUGGGGGGAAUUUUGACAGCUCUUUUGACGCAGAGAAGGGUGUCGGGACAAUUGUCAUCGCAAAACCUUUGGACGCAGAACAGAGGUCCAUCUACAAUAUGAGUGUGGAAGUCACUGAUGGGACAAAUGUUGCUGUCACUCAGGUAUUUAUCAAAGUGCUGGAUAAUAAUGAUAAUGGCCCAGAAUUCUCUCAGCCAAAUUACGAUGUGACAAUUUCCGAGGACGUGCUUCCAGACACAGAGAUAUUGCAAAUUGAAGCCACAGAUAGAGACGAGAAGCACAAACUGAGCUAUACUGUCCACAGCAGCAUUGACUCCAUCAGCAUGAGAAAAUUCCGGAUCGACCCAAGCACUGGCGUCCUCUAUACUGCCGAGAGACUGGACCAUGAGGCCCAAGACAAGCAUAUUCUCAACAUAAUGGUCAGAGAUCAAGAGUUUCCUUACCGAAGAAACUUGGCCCGGGUCAUUGUGAAUGUGGAAGAUGCCAAUGAUCACAGCCCUUAUUUUACCAAUCCACUGUAUGAAGCAUCUGUGUUUGAAUCGGCUGCCUUGGGAUCAGCUGUUCUGCAAGUGACUGCACUGGAUAAAGACAAAGGGGAAAAUGCAGAACUCAUAUAUACCAUAGAAGCAGGGAAUACUGGAAACUCAUUUAAGAUCGAACCAGUCCUGGGUAUCAUCACUGUUUCCAAAGAACCAGACAUGACAACAAUGAGUCAGUUUGUCCUAUCAGUCAAAGUCACGGAUCAGGGGUCCCCACCGAUGUCUGCCACUGCCAUUGUGCGCAUUUCUGUCACUAUGUCUGAUAAUUCUCACCCCAAGUUCACACACAAAGACUACCAAGCAGAAGUAAAUGAAAAUGUGGAUAUUGGAACAUCAGUAAUUCUCAUCUCUGCCAUCAGCCAAUCUACCCUCAUUUAUGAAGUCAAAGAUGGAAACAUCGAUGGUAUAUUUAUCAUAAAUCCAUACUCUGGAGUCAUCACUACUCGGAAAGCAUUGGACUAUGAACGCACUUCCUCUUAUCAGCUCAUCAUUCAGGCCACUAAUAUGGCAGGGAUGGCUUCCAAUGCUACUAUCAGUAUUCAGGUUGUUGAUGAAAAUGAUAAUGCCCCAGUGUUUCUCUUUUCUCAGUACUCAGGCAGCCUAAGUGAGGCUGCCCCAAUCAACAGUGUUGUCAGAAGUGCAGAGAACAGCCCACUGGUGAUCCGAGCCACUGAUGCUGACAGCAACCGGAAUGCUCUACUGGUGUACCAGAUCGUGGAGUCCACAGCCAAGAAGUUCUUCACUGUCGACUCCAGUACAGGAGCAAUCAGAACAAUUGCCAAUCUGGACCAUGAAACCAUUGCCCAUUUCCAUUUUCAUGUGCAUGUGAGAGACAGUGGUAGUCCCCAACUGACUGCGGAGAGUCCCGUUGAAGUCAACAUUGAGGUGACAGAUGUGAAUGAUAACCCACCGGUGUUCACACAGGCUGUGUUUGAAACUAUCUUACUUCUACCUACUUAUGUCGGAGUAGAAGUGCUGAAAGUUAGUGCCACAGACCCCGACUCGGAGGUGCCCCCUGAACUGGUAUAUAGCCUCAAGGAAGGCACCUUGGAGAAUUUUUUAAUUGAUUCAAACAGUGGUGUGCUCACCAUCAAAAACAGCAACCUCUCCAAAGAUCACUACAUGUUGAUAGUUACAGUGUCUGAUGGAAAGUUCCAUAGUACAGCCAUGAUCACCAUCAUGGUUAAAGAAGCCAUGGACAGUGGCCUCCACUUUACACAAAGCGUUUACUCCACUUCAAUCUCAGAGAACAGUACUAACGUAACCAAAGUUGCUAUUGUCAAUGCAGUUGGAAAUCGCCUUAAUGAGCCCUUAAAAUAUAGUAUCUUAAACCCAGGAAAUAAAUUCAAGAUCAAAUCUACCUCAGGGGUCAUUCAGACCACCGGAGUCCCCUUUGACCGUGAAGAACAAGAAUUAUAUGAACUGGUGGUAGAAGCCAGUCGUGAACUAGACCAUCUGCGAGUGGCUAGGGUGGUGGUCAGGGUUAACAUUGAAGAUAUAAAUGACAAUUCUCCAGUCUUUGUGGGGCUCCCUUACUAUGCUGCUGUGCAAGUUGAUGCUGAGCCUGGGACUCUGAUAUAUCAGGUGACAGCCAUUGACAAAGAUAAAGGUGCCAAUGGGGAAGUGACCUAUGUUUUACAGGAUGACUAUGGCCACUUUGAAAUUAAUCCGAAUUCAGGGAAUGUUAUUUUAAAAGAAGCAUUCAACUCUGAUUUGUCUAACAUUGAGUAUGGAGUCACCAUCCUCGCCAAAGACAGUGGAAAGCCCUCUUUGUCUGCAUCUGUGGACCUUCCUAUUACUAUUGUCAACAAAGCAAUGCCUGUGUUUGAUAAGCCCUUUUAUACAGCAUCCAUAAAUGAAGACAUCAGAAUGGACACCCCCAUUCUAAGCAUCAAUGCCACCAGUCCAGAGGGCCAAGGGAUUAUAUAUAUCAUUAUUGAUGGGGAUCCUUAUAAACAGUUUAACAUUGACUUUGACACUGGGGUCCUGAAAGUUGUUAGCCCUUUGGAUUAUGAAAUGGUAUCUGUCUACAAGUUGACAGUAAGAGCCAGUGAUGCGCUUACUGGUGCCAGGGCUGAAGUCACAGUUGACUUGCUGGUUAAUGAUGUAAAUGACAACCCUCCUAUUUUUGAUCAACCCACAUACAAUACAACAUUAUCAGAGGCAUCUCUCAUUGGAACACCCGUUUUGCAAGUUGUCUCUACUGACGCAGAUUCCGAAAAUAAUAAAAUGGUCUAUUAUCAAAUUGUUCAGGAUACUUACAACAGCACAGAUUAUUUUCACGUAGACAGCGCAAGUGGCUUAAUCCUGACAGCUCGUAUGCUGGACCAUGAGUUAGUACAACACUGCACUUUGAAAGUCAGAGCAACAGAUAGUGGCUUCCCAUCACUGAGCAGUGAGGUCCUGGUUCAUAUCUAUAUCUCAGACAUAAAUGACAACCCUCCUGUUUUUAAUCAGCUCAUUUAUGAGUCAUAUGUGAGUGAAUUAGCACCCCGGGGCCACUUUGUGACCUGUGUUCAAGCCUCUGAUGCAGACAGCUCUGAUUUUGACCGGUUGGAAUACAGCAUCUUAUCUGGAAAUGACCGGACGAGCUUCCUAAUGGACAGCAAGAGUGGAGUCAUCACGCUGUCCAACCACCGGAAGCAGCGGAUGGAGCCUCUGUACAGUCUGAACGUGUCCGUCUCUGAUGGCCUAUUCACCAGCACCGCACAGGUGCAUAUCAGGGUCCUUGGAGCUAAUUUGUACAGCCCUGCCUUUUCACAAAGCACGUACGUAGCUGAGGUGCGAGAGAAUGCAGCUGUAGGGACAAAGGUAAUUCAUGUUCGAGCCACAGAUGGGGAUCCAGGAACAUAUGGACAGAUCAGCUACACCAUCAUCAAUGACUUUGCCAAGGACCGAUUCCUCAUAGACAGUAAUGGACAGGUUAUAACAACAGAAAAGCUAGACAGGGAAAAUCCUUUGGAAGGAGACAUUAGUAUUUUUUUGAGGGCCCUUGAUGGUGGAGGAAGAACAACCUUCUGUACUGUGAGGGUCAUUGUGGUGGAUGAAAAUGACAAUGCUCCCCAGUUCAUGACUGUGGAAUAUAGAGCCAGUGUCAGGGCAGAUGUUGGAAGAGGCCACCUAGUCACUCAGGUCCAAGCAAUGGAUCCUGAUGAUGGAGCCAAUUCGAGAAUUACUUAUUCCCUGUAUAGCGAGGCCUCCGUCUCAGUGGCUGACCUCCUGGAAAUUGAUCCUGACAAUGGCUGGAUGGUCACAAAAGGGAAUUUUAAUCAGCUGAGAAAUACAGUGCUGUCAUUCUUCGUCAAGGCAGUGGAUGGGGGCAUUCCAGUAAAGCACUCCCUUAUUCCUGUCUAUAUCCAUGUACUGCCCCCUGAAACAUUCUUGCCUUCAUUCACCCAGUCUCAAUAUUCCUUUGCUGUUGCAGAAGAUACUGCCAUUGGGAGCACAGUGGACACUUUGAGGAUUUUGCCCAGUCAGAAUGUCCAGUUUAGCACAGUUAAUGGGGAACGGCCAGAAAACAACAAAGGGAGUGUUUUCAUCAUAGAACAGGAGACGGGCACUAUCAAGCUUGACAAGCGCCUUGACCACGAAAGUAGCCCUGCUUUCCACUUUAAAGUAGCAGCCACUAUACCACUGGACAAUGUAGACAUUGUGUUUACUGUGGAUGUAGAUAUCAAGGUACUGGAUUUGAAUGACAACAAGCCAGUUUUUGAAACAUCAAGCUAUGAUACAAUCAUAAUGGAAGGGAUGCCUGUGGGCACCAAACUCACGCAAGUGAGAGCUCUGGAUAUGGAUUGGGGAGCCAAUGGGCAGGUCACUUACUCCCUCCACUCGGAUUCUCAGCCUGAGAAGGUAAUGGAAGCGUUCAAUAUCGACAGCAACACAGGCUGGAUCAGCACCUUGAAGGACCUGGAUCAUGAGACAGAUUCCACAUUCACCUUCUCCGUGGUGGCCUCUGACCUUGGAGAAGCCUUCUGUCUUUCUUCCACAGCUUUGGUGUCAGUUAGGGUGACAGAUAUAAAUGAUAAUGCACCAGUCUUUGCCCAUGAGGUGUACCGAGGGAAUGUGAAGGAGAGUGAUCCGCCAGGUGAAGUAGUAGCCGUUCUUAGCACAUGGGACAGAGACACUUCUGACAUUAAUCGCCAAGUGAGCUACCAUAUUACAGGAGGGAACCCCCGAGGAAGGUUUGCCCUGGGCCUGGUGCAGAAUGAGUGGAAGGUCUAUGUGAAGAGACCUCUAGACAGAGAAGAGCAAGACAUUUACUUCCUCAAUAUCACUGCCACUGAUGGGCUGUUUGUAACACAGGCUGUGGUGGAGGUGACUGUCAGUGAUGUAAAUGACAAUAGCCCAGUCUGUGAUCAGGUUGCAUAUACGGCAUUGUUUCCUGAAGACAUUCCAUCAAAUAAACUUAUCCUGAAAGUUGGUGCCCAGGAUGCUGAUAUUGGAUCAAAUGGAGAUAUACGAUAUUCACUCUAUGGAUCAGGAAACAAUGAAUUUUUUCUAGAUCCAGAAAGUGGUGAGUUAAAAACAUUGGCUCUGCUGGACCGGGAGCGGGUCCCUGAGUACAGCUUGAUUGCCAGGGCCACGGAUGGCGGUGGCCGGUUCUGCCAAUCCAGCAUCCAUCUGAUCCUGGAGGAUGUGAACGAUAACCCUCCUGUAUUUUCUUCAGACCACUAUAACGCCUGUGUGUAUGAGAAUACUGCCACCAAGGCUCUGUUAACCAGAGUUCAAGCUGUGGAUCCCGACAUCGGCAUCAACAGGAAGGUAGUGUACUCCCUGGCAGACUCAGCCGGUGGGUUCUUCUCCAUUGAUGGUUCAUCUGGCAUCAUUAUCCUGGAGCAGUCACUGGACCGGGAGCAGCAGUCUUCCUACAACAUCAGUGUGCGAGCCACUGACCAGAGCCCCGGGCAAGCCCUGUCCUCUCUGGCCACCAUCACCAUCACCGUCUUGGACAUUAACGACAACCCCCCUGUGUUUGAGAGAAGAGACUACUUGGUAACAGUGCCUGAAGACACCUCCCCCGGCACUCAAGUCCUAUCUGUGUUUGCCACCAGCAAGGAUAUUGGCACAAAUGCUGAGAUCACGUAUUUCAUCCGGUCUGGGAAUGAACAAGCGAAAUUUAGAAUCAACCCAAAGACAGGGGGGAUCUCUGUCUCUGAAGUACUGGACUAUGAAUUAUGCAAAAAGUUUUACCUGGUUGUGGAAGCCAAAGAUGGGGGCACCCCAGCCCUGAGCACUGUGACUACAGUUAGUAUCAACCUCACAGAUGUGAAUGACAAUCCUCCCAAAUUCAGCCAAGACAUCUACAGUGCAGUCAUCAGCGAGGACGCCUUAAUCGGAGACUCGGUCACUUUGCUAAUAGCAGAAGAUGUGGACAGCCAGCCCAAUGGACAGAUUCAUUUUUCCAUUGUGAAUGGAGAUCGAGACAAUGAAUUUGCUGUAGAUCCUGUCCUGGGACUUGUUAAGGUUAAGAAAAAAUUGGAUCGAGAACGGGUGUCUGGAUACUCCUUGCUUGUCCAGGCAGCAGACAGUGGAGUCCCUGCCAUGUCGUCAACAGCAACUGUCAACAUAGAUAUUUCUGAUGUGAAUGACAACAGCCCAGUCUUCACACCUGCUAACUAUACUGCUGUGAUUCAGGAAAAUAAACCAGUAGGCACCAGCAUUUUGCAGCUGGUGGUGACAGACAGAGACUCCUUCCACAAUGGGCCUCCAUUCACAUUCUCUAUUUUGGCGGGAAAUGAAGAGGAGGAGUUUAUAUUGGACCCACAUGGGGUCCUGAGGUCAGCUGUGGUCUUCAGACACACGGAGUCCCCCGAGUAUGUGCUGUGUGUCCAGGCGAAGGACUCAGGAAAACCCCAGCAAGUUUCUCAUUCCUACAUCCGUGUGCGGGUCAUUGAGGAAAGUAUCCACAAACCCACUGCCAUCCCCUUGGAGAUUUUCAUUGUCACCAUGGAGGAUGAUUUUCCUGGUGGGGUCAUUGGGAAGAUCCAUGCCACAGACCAAGACGUGUAUGAUGUGCUCACAUAUGCCUUGAAAUCGGAGCAGAAAAGCUUGUUUAAAGUCAACAGUCAUGAUGGGAAAAUCAUUGCCCUGGGCGGCCUGGACAGUGGCAAGUAUGUCCUGAAUGUCUCAGUAAGUGACGGCCGCUUCCAGGUGCCUAUUGAUGUGGUCGUGCAUGUGGAACAGCUGGUGCAUGAGAUGCUGCAGAACACCGUCACCAUCCGCUUCGAGAAUGUGUCCCCUGAGGACUUUGUGGGACUGCACAUGCUGGGCUUCCGGCGUACCCUGCGUAAUGCAGUUCUCUCCCAGAAACAGGACAGCCUGCACAUCAUCAGCAUCCAGCCGGUGGUGGGUACCAACCAGCUGGAUAUGCUGUUUGCAGUAGAGAUGCAUAGUAGUGAGUUCUACAAGCCGGCCUACUUGAUCCAGAAGCUGUCCAAUGCCCGCAGAUACCUGGAGAAUGUCAUGCGCAUCUCUGCCAUCCUGGAGAAGAACUGCUCGGGGCUGGACUGUCAGGAACAGCACUGUGAGCAAGGCUUGUCUCUGGAUUCUCACGCACUCAUGACCUACAGCACAGCUCGUAUCAGCUUUGUUUGCCCGCGUUUCUACAGGAACGUGCGCUGCACCUGUAACGGAGGACUGUGCCCAGGGUCCAACGAUCCUUGUGUGGAGAAGCCGUGCCCAGGGGAUAUGCAGUGUGUUGGUUAUGAAGCCAGCAGGAGACCAUUCCUCUGCCAGUGUCCACCAGGAAAGCUUGGAGAGUGCUCAGGGCACACUUCUCUCAGCUUUGCUGGAAACAGUUACAUCAAAUACAGACUUUCUGAAAAUAGCAAAGAAGAGGACUUUAAGCUAUCUCUGCGUCUGCGAACUCUACAAAGCAACGGGAUUAUAAUGUACACCAGAGCAAAUCCCUGCAUAAUUCUGAAGAUUGUGGACGGCAAGCUAUGGUUCCAGUUGGACUGUGGCAGCGGCCCGGGCAUCUUGGGCAUCUCAGGUCGCGCUGUCAACGACGGAAGCUGGCACUCAGUCUUCCUGGAACUCAAUCGCAACUUCACGAGUCUGUCCCUGGAUGACAGCUAUGUGGAGCGGCGCAGGGCACCCCUCUACUUCCAGAAGCUAAGCACCGAGAGUACCAUCUACUUCGGGGCCCUGGUACAGGCAGAUAACAUCCGCAGUCUGACAGAUACACGGGUCACACAGGUGCUGAGCGGUUUCCAGGGAUGCCUCGACUCCGUGAUGCUCAACAACAAUGAGCUGCCUCUCCAGAACAAACGCAGCAGCUUCGCCGAGGUCGUGGGCCUGACAGAGCUGAAACUGGGCUGCGUGCUCUAUCCUGACGCCUGUGAGCGCAGCCCGUGCCAGCCGGGGGGCAGCUGCACCAGCCUUCCCUCUGGGGGCUAUCAGUGUACCUGUCUCUCACAGUUCACCGGGAGAAACUGUGAAUCCGAGAUCACAGCCUGCUUCCCAAACCCCUGCCGGAAUGGAGGAUCAUGUGACCCAGUUGGAAACACUUUCAUCUGCAAUUGUAAAGAUGGGCUCACUGGAGUCACGUGUGAAGAGGACAUCAAUGAGUGUGAGCGAGAGGAGUGUGAGAACGGGGGCUCUUGCGUCAACUUGUUUGGCUCCUUCCUCUGCAACUGCACGCCAGGCUUCGUGGGCCAGUACUGCGGGCUGCGUCCCGUGGUGGUGCCCAAUAUCCAGGCUGGCCACUCCUACGUAGGGAAGGAGGAGCUUAUUGGAAUCGCAGUGGUGCUCUUCGUCAUCUUCAUCUUGAUCGUCCUCUUCAUCGUCUUCCGCAAGAAGGUUUUCCGUAAGAACUACUCGCGGAACAACAUCACGCUGGUCCAGGACCCUGCCACAGCUGCCCUCCUCAACAAGAGCAAUGGCAUCCCAUUCCGGAACCUAAGGGGCGGUGGCGAUGGUCGCAAUGUCUACCAGGAGGUGGGCCCCCCACAGGUCCCCGUGCGCCCCAUGGCCUACACCCCAUGCUUCCAGAGCGACUCCAGGAGUAACCUGGAUAAGAUUGUGGAUGGGCUGGGGGGCGAACACCAGGAAAUGACUACAUUCCACCCUGAGUCACCCCGCAUCCUGACAGCCAGGCGAGGUGUGGUCGUGUGUAGUGUGGCCCCCAACCUCCCAGCAGUGUCACCAUGUCGAUCGGACUGUGAUUCCAUCCGGAAGAAUGGCUGGGAUGCAGGAACUGAAAACAAAGGAGUUGAUGACUCAGGAGAAGUAACCUGCUUUGCAGGCAGUAAUAAAGGCAGCAACUCGGAAGUUCAGUCCCUCAGCUCCUUCCAGUCGGAUUCUGGUGAUGACAAUGCCUAUCAUUGGGAUACCUCUGACUGGAUGCCUGGGGCCCGCCUGUCAGACAUAGAGGAAGUACCCCACUAUGAGAACCAGGAUGGAAGCUCUGCACACCAGGGCAGCACCCGGGAGUUGGAGAGUGAUUACUACCUGGGCGGCUAUGACAUCGACAACGAAUACCCACCCCCUCAUGAAGAGGAGUUCUUGAGUCAGGACCAGCUGCCCCCUCCUCUGCCAGAGGACUUCCCAGACCAAUAUGAGGCCCUGCCGCCCUCCCAGCCUGUAUCACUGGCCAGCACACUGAGUCCAGACUGCAGGAGAAGGCCACAGUUCCAUCCUAGCCAAUACCUCCCUCCUCACCCAUUCCCUAACGAAACAGAUUUGGUGGGCCCACCUGCCAUAUGUGAAUUUAGUACUUUUGCCGUGAGCAUGAACCAGGGCACAGAAGCCACGGGACCAGCAGACAGUGUGUCUUUACCCUUGCACAAUUCCAGAGGUACCUCAUCCUCGGAUGUGUCGGCCAACUGCGGCUUUGAUGAUGCCGAAGUAGCCAUGAGUGACUACGAGAGCGUCGGGGAGCUCAGCCUCACCAGCCUUCACAUUCCAUUUAUGGAGACUCAGCACCAGACCCAAGUGUAA